Messenger RNA from Symbiodinium sp. CCMP2592, 555 nucleotides. NCBI's taxonomy places the organism in Eukaryota, Dinophyceae, Suessiales, Symbiodiniaceae. The record is from the annotation of a GenBank genome assembly.
AUGGCGUAUCGGCCUGGUCGCGGAUUGGAUAAGGAGGCGGUGAAGCGUCUGCGUGAGCGCCGCGAGGCUGAUGCCCUGGGCUUGCCUUCCGAAGACCUUUCUGAGCAGGCAAACCUGUUGCUGGGCAAUGGUGCAAGAAAGGUGGCGAGAUGCGGCGAGUGUUCGCGACCGCUGGAGACGGAAGUGAUUGCUUCUGGCCGGCAGCGCUGCGUGCGCUGUGCGGGGCCUGUAGCGCCGACGAAGCUGGAAGCAGCAGGAGGAAGCCCUUCGGAAGGCUCCGAAAGCUCUGAGAGUGCCUCGUCGGAGGAAGACUCAGACACUGCGGUGCCCACGAAGAAGGCUCUACUUCUGCCGAGGAAGGAGGAUCCGGCAGAACCGAAGACAGCUCCCAAGAAGCCGGAGCUGAAGAAGCGAAAGUCCUUCGAGGAGAAGGAGGCUGAAGCCGCGGACAGGUUCAAGGCCAAGCUCGCGAAGUUCCAGCAGGACCAGGCAAGGCGGAGCGAGGGCAAAGGCGAGUGGACCGAGGCUUCGACACCCGGUGCAGCCCUGUGUUAG